Brachypodium distachyon (stiff brome) is the source of this 1471-nucleotide messenger RNA. Its product is annotated as ribose-phosphate pyrophosphokinase 4. NCBI's taxonomy places the organism in Eukaryota, Viridiplantae, Streptophyta, Magnoliopsida, Poales, Poaceae. Bases 321 to 1301 code for a protein of 326 amino acids. Gene Ontology annotation, molecular function: magnesium ion binding; ribose phosphate diphosphokinase activity. The record is from RefSeq and is a predicted model, not a curated record. The transcript is spliced from 6 exons. Gene Ontology annotation, cellular component: cytoplasm; ribose phosphate diphosphokinase complex. Gene Ontology annotation, biological process: 5-phosphoribose 1-diphosphate biosynthetic process; purine nucleotide biosynthetic process.
UGAUCAAACAGUCUUGUCCAUAAAAAUCGCACUGUCUUCUUCCCCAGUUCGCUCGCCCCUCUGCUCUGCCUUCAACCCCACAACCAAUCACACAUUACCAAUUUUAAUCUCCUACCCUAUUGCCAUCACGGGCCGAUUCGUAGCGCGGUGGGUCUAGGGUUUAGAGCAGUAGUACUUGGAACGAAAAGAGGGGGGAAUCAAUACUCGAAAAAUCUCAAUAGAAGCCGAUACCCAGAGGAGCCUCUUCCCACGCCGUUCUUUCCUGGGUUCCCCUCGCGCCGCUCCCCUGUCCGCGCCGCCGCCGCCGCCGCCGGGACGAGAUGGAGGUGGCCGCUCCUGCCCCGAAGCACAAGGUGAAGAAGCAGAUAAACCUCUUCUACUGCGCCGAGUGCGAGGAGCUCGCCCUCAAGGUCGCCGCCAGCUCCGACGCCAUCCAGCUCCAGUCCAUCAACUGGAGGAACUUCCCCGAUGGGUUCCCGAACCUGUUCAUCAACAACGCGCACGACAUCCGGGGGCAGCACGUGGCGUUCCUGGCGUCCUUCAGCUCGCCGGCGGUCAUCUUCGAGCAGAUCUCCGUCAUCUUCGCGCUGCCCAAGCUCUUCAUCGCCUCCUUCACGCUCGUGCUGCCCUUCUUCCCCACGGGGUCCUUCGAGCGCGUCGAGGAGGAAGGUGACGUCGCUACCGCCUUCACGCUCGCGCGCGUCCUCUCCAUGAUCCCCAAGUCCCGCGGCGGGCCGACCAGCGUCGUCAUCUACGACAUCCACGCGCUCCAGGAGAGGUUCUACUUUGGGGACGACGUCCUGCCCUGCUUCGAGACCGGGAUACCGCUCCUGCUGCAGCGCCUCCGCCAACUCCCGGACGCCGAAAAUAUCACAAUUGCCUUCCCAGAUGAUGGGGCGUGGAAGCGCUUCCACAAGCUAUUGGUCAACUUUCCAAUGGUUGUCUGUGCGAAGGUUCGUGAAGGCGACAAGAGGAUAGUUCGGAUUAAAGAAGGGAAUCCUGAAGGGCGACAUGUUGUUAUUGUCGAUGAUUUAGUGCAAUCUGGAGGAACUCUUAGAGAAUGCCAGAAAGUUUUGGCUGCUCAUGGUGCUGCAAAAGUUAGUGCCUAUGUGACUCAUGCCGUGUUCCCCAAUCAGUCAUAUGAACGGUUCAUGACUGCUAAUUCUGCUGGACCAGGCGACCAGUUUGCUUACUUCUGGAUAACAGAUUCGUGCCCUCAGACAGUGAAAGCCAUUAGUCGACAUUCUCCAUUUGAGGUGUUGAGCCUUGCGGGCUCGAUUGCUGAUGCCCUUCAGAUAUGAACUUGCAAUGUGAGAUGGGCUGGUCCCAUAUGUAAGAGGAGUUCAUUUCCAGCUCCAGCAAAACAAAUAAUGUGGAGCUAGUUUAUCUAAUUAUGUUGAAUCUGAAGCCUCCAUAAACUGCCCCAAGACGUGAUGAAAUAAAACCUGGCAUUAUUGCAGUGCUCUCGCUA